Perca flavescens (yellow perch) is the source of this 3227-nucleotide messenger RNA. RefSeq lists its product as uncharacterized. The transcript is spliced from 3 exons. Bases 1067 to 1864 code for a protein of 265 amino acids. The record is from RefSeq and is a predicted model, not a curated record. Lineage: Eukaryota; Metazoa; Chordata; Actinopteri; Perciformes; Percidae.
AAGAGGCCUACGUGUGUUUCAGUCGCAGCACAGCUAGCUUCGCGUCUCUGACUUGCAGCUGUGCGUGUUGUUUGACCCAUAUUGCAUCUGCAAACUCAUGGGUUAAUAAUGACUGCUGCAGGCUGUUAAUGUCUGGUCGAUCACGAUGGGGCAAAGUCAGCGGCCACUGAUCAAUUCGGGGUGUUUAGCUGUCGUACCACUCGAACACAUAUUCGUGAUUUAAGUAUUUAUUGUAUGAUUCGAGUCAGCUUCAACUUGUUAAUGAGGCAGGUUACUGGACUCAGCUGAGCGUUAAAGCAGAUAGUUCCGGGGUCCCUAGUUCCUAUUGGCCGAGUCACGUUAUAUAGCUAUACUGCGCUAAACAAAUCACUCGCACUGCAGAAAACAGUAGCCGACACCUUUAGCAACUGUCCCGGAACACUGCUGAGUGACGUAGACGAAUAAAAUGUCAAAGUGUAACAAGUUUGAAGUGUUAACCAGCAAUGUUUAACAUCGGCGCAAUUGCGUUUCAUGAAACGGGUUUUAAAGAUGGCUCUUUCGGUGCAUCUGUAGCGUUAACAGAAAAUUAUACGGUCUAAAACACGGCGAAAUAAGCAAUAAUAAACCAGUUAAAAACAAUAUAGCCUACUGGAAAACCCAACAAGUACCCCUCAAACCAACCUGUCCGUCCGCAUACAGCGUGUUAAGCAUCGUGGUCGGCGACAAGAAGUCCCUGUUACGCAGGUUUUUAGCGCUGCUCUCCUUGAACCAAAGCUUCUCCGGUUCAGGGAAGAUCCUGUCGCCGUUUUCCCGGCUGGAAUCGGGGACAUUUUCACGCUUCCCCCGCAGUGCGGAGCUCAGCGCCCGGACGGUAGGGGUGAUCCGGAGGGGCGAAGACUCCUCGAUAUUCUCCAUCACCACCACAAAAUAUACACAGCUGAGUGAGUGAUCCUCAUAUCCUCAAUAGACCAGCUUUCAGCACGUCUUCUUCCGGCGCAGACAUGUGACGUUAAGGGCGCAAAUAUACAACAAGGGAGGUGUUGGUAAUAAGUUGAGACGCUGGAGCAAAAGAGAAGAGCUUGCAUCCAUGGAGAAGAUGCACAACUGGCAGGAGAACGAAAUCAAAGAACUUUUGAUCAUCCGGGGGUCGGAGGCGAUCCGUGACCAGAUGACGGGCACGGUGAAGGACUCUGUAGUUUACAACAGGAUGACCAAACUGCUGGCGGAGAGGGGGGUGUACAGAUCACACAUGCAGGUGAUCAGCAAACUGAAGGCGCUGAGGAAGCAGUACACCAAGUACCACCAGCAGAAGACCCGCUGCGGGAGCGACCGCGUCGACUGGCCGUUUUAUGAGCUGUGCCACCGGGUUUUCGGGAAUGCCCCCGCGGGGAACCCGGUGAAACGUCAAAGGACUCCCACACCUCCUCCACCGCCUCCUCCUCCACCUCUGCCGCCUGACGUCAGCGAGGAGCAUCAGGAGGUUGUAGUCGGGCUUUGGGACGAAGUUGACGACAGGGAGCUUAAGCAUCUGGGUUCAAUGGAGGACGAGGACGAGCAGUACAGCCCACCAGAACAGUUACAGCCCAUUAACACCACAUACAAAAUUCCAUCGAAGAAAAGGAAAACGACGGUGAUGGAGCAAGUCUCUACGUUAGUGUCAGCGACGGUCAGCCAGCUCCGAGAGAUGGACGCGUCCAUGCAGGUGCAGGAAGACGCCCGACUACAGAGGUUGAUGGACCAUGAGAAGGAAAUGCAGAACAAUCUAAUGAGCCAGCUGGUGGCCAUGCAUGAAAGGAUCAGCCGAGAAAACCACGAAAGAAACCUUGAACUCGUGGACAGGAUACUGUCUAGGUUCCCUUCACCUUCAGCACCUUCGGGUCACUGACUGACACUUCCUGUGUGAGCGACGACGACGUACAACAGGGUUAUGCAGGUGUAGGGAACACCUCUGUCCCGCUCUCCUCCACCAGCUGACGUGUGCCCAAAUUCCUUUAUUUUAUUUUCACACUACAGGCCUUCAUGCUCCAUUCUGGGUCACUGCUCACAUUUAUAACUAUAAACUCCAAAUUAUGAAGUCCAUUUAAAUUAGUUUGCUAGACUAUAAAUUGUUGGAUUUACAUACUAUAUAUAUGUAUAAUCCUAUUAUUAUUAUUAUUAUUAUUAUUAUUAUUAUUAUUAUUAUUACUGACUCAAAACGUGCUUAAAAAUAUCUGUAGAGAAUUUGGAGAAUUAACAGCUGCAGUGUGAGCUUUCGGUUUAACAUGAAAGAUGAUGAAUGAGUCCCACAAAGGGCAUGGAUGGAUGUACUGCACCUCUUCUGCCACCUCAUCUGAGGACGUUGGUGUAAACUACACAAAUCACACCGGCAGCUGCGGUCUUUUGUUGUAGGAAAGUCGUUACUAAGCUUUUAGCUUUCAUUUGGGAUCACUAUGCUGUUACAGCUGAUCUGAAGUGGGGCACCAGUAAAUGAUACCAGUUCCUGGUAAUAUUUUUGGAAUUUAGACACAGUGUUGCUUUGUCAAACAUUGAUGUAAAUUCAGUUUUGUGUGUGUGUACUGUAUAUGUGUAUAUAUGUGUAUAUAUGUAUCAUGAACACUGUAGUAGAAGAGAAGCUGCGCUUCAGUGGUUCAUGAAUGGGAGUCUAUUUGUAGCACAAGUAAUUCAUGGUGAUUGAUAUUGAGAAGAAGAAGAAAAAGAUACACCUUAACUGAUUUAGUUUAAAAUUCUGAGAUUUAUUAGAAAUAUCCAUUUAGAAAUACUAUACAGAAAACGGGAACAGUUUAUAUUUUACAAACUGAGAAUCUAAAAUAAUUUGCAGUAACCGCUUGUGGUUCUGGUGUCAUUCUUGGCUGACACGAAAUUCCCGGUUGCAUUUACUAUUGUCAGCAAUCCGGGAGAAAACGUGUCAUUGAGGAAAAUCACCUUCUGUAUCUGACAAACUAAAAAUCAGUCAUUGCACUCUAAUAUAUCCUGUUCAAAGUGGCAACACAGCAUUAAACAUAGGCAUUACUGGUGUUAGUUUUACUUUCCUUAUUAAUUUGAGAGAAAGAAAACUGUAAUUCCACCUUGAAUGGACCAUCUGAAUCAGAAUGGGUAGAGUAUAAGCUAAAUAGGCUAUGGUUUUAUACUUGUCACUCAGCUGAGAGGUGUAUUUUUACUGUAAAUACUUUGAUAUGGUACUAUACUGUUAAUGCCAUUGUUUUAAUUUUUGUUUUUCCUUUUAAGGAACAAUAAAGUUUUCAACUGAA